AGGUGGCUCGGUGACGUAAUGCAGGUUGAUUGGCAUUCCGGACACAGACACCCGGGAUUAGCCUCCCGUCUCGUCAAUCCAGAGGCAGGGGUGGGACGUUGCAAACUCAGAGAAUUGGGUUUGGCUGGCCUGGAUUUAAAGAGACAGAAGCUAUCGGGGACCUACAAGACGGUCCCCAAUACCCACCCCCCUAAGUCCUAGGGACCGUUUGGGUCCCCACACCCUGGGCUAUGGUUUGCGGAGGCUUUGCCUGCUCCAAGAAUGCGCUGUGCGCGCUCAACGUGGUGUACAUGCUUGUGGGCUUGCUGCUGAUCGGAGUGGCCGCCUGGGGUAAGGGCCUGGGGCUGGUGUCCAGCGUCCACAUCAUCGGAGGAGUCAUCGCUGUGGGGGUCUUCCUCCUCCUCAUUGCAGUGGCUGGCCUGGUGGGUGCUGUCAACCACCACCAGGUCCUGCUCUUCUUUUACAUGAUCAUCCUUGGUUUGGUCUUCAUCUUUCAGUUUGGAAUCUCCUGCUCAUGUCUGGCUAUUAACCGAAGCAAACAGACAGAUGUCAUCAACGCUUCGUGGCGGGUCAUGAGCAACAAAACCCGGCAUGAACUGGAAAGAAAUUUGGACUGUUGUGGUUUGUUCAACCUCACGGCUAUAUCCCAAGAUGACGGUUCCUGCGAUGCAGUCUGCAGGCAUAGGAGCACCAUAUGCCCCACGUGUGGGGAGAAACUUCUUAAGCAUUCGGAUGAAGCCCUGAAAAUUCUGGGGGGCGUCGGACUGUUCUUCAGCUUUACAGAGAUCCUUGGUGUCUGGCUAGCAAUGAGAUUUCGGAAUCAGAAGGAUCCUCGGGCCAACCCCAGUGCCUUUCUAUGAGAAAGACCCUCCUGGCUUUGCUCUUGCCUUUUUUUCUGCUGCCCUUUCUGUUUGUGAAAAAGGAAAUGGCAUUUUGCUCCAUUCCUGGAUUCAGAUCGUGUCAGGGCUUGGCAUAUUUCAGUGGCAGCCAACACCACAGAGACUCCUCUCUGUCUUCCAACGUGGAUGCGGGCAGCUCCCCAGACUGCAAGGGACGGGGGCUGGAGUCAUUCCCAGCUGCUUGCCCACUUCACCCUUCCAGGCAGGACCAUCUUGACACUAGCCAAAGUCUGUGGAUCCUUAAAGGGAUGGAGCUGCAGAGAAAAUUGUGAAGAGCUCUCCUAAUAGACAAGACCUGGUUUGAGAAAAUUUCAGUAAACAUACAAAUGAAAGCCAUUUAAAUUCCAGAAUGUCUGUGAGCCAAGGGGCUCUGCAGAGCUGCCCAGACCUUGUGUGACUUGAAGGGGGCUCCAGGGAAGUCCCCUCUCCCUCGUGGCUUCUCCAGUCCCCCAAUGACAAGGCCAAUCAGACAAAGACACAUUAAAAAAUAAGAGCUUU
Messenger RNA from Ochotona curzoniae (black-lipped pika), 1397 nucleotides. It is a transcript of the gene TSPAN31, whose product is annotated as tetraspanin 31. The transcript has 6 exons. Gene Ontology annotation, cellular component: membrane. NCBI's taxonomy places the organism in Eukaryota, Metazoa, Chordata, Mammalia, Lagomorpha, Ochotonidae. The record is from RefSeq and is a predicted model, not a curated record. The coding region runs from base 231 to 860 and encodes 209 amino acids.